Messenger RNA from Musca domestica (house fly), 2801 nucleotides. Its product is annotated as general transcription and DNA repair factor IIH helicase subunit XPB. NCBI's taxonomy places the organism in Eukaryota, Metazoa, Arthropoda, Insecta, Diptera, Muscidae. The record is from RefSeq and is a predicted model, not a curated record. The transcript is spliced from 3 exons. Gene Ontology annotation, cellular component: transcription preinitiation complex; transcription factor TFIIH holo complex; nucleotide-excision repair factor 3 complex. Gene Ontology annotation, molecular function: DNA binding; hydrolase activity; 3'-5' DNA helicase activity. Bases 282 to 2696 code for a protein of 804 amino acids. Gene Ontology annotation, biological process: nucleotide-excision repair; transcription initiation at RNA polymerase II promoter.
UGUGGUGAAAAACGAGUACUUCGAAUUUUAAGUAAUGCUGUUACUUUGGUUUUGAAACACACAAAACCACCUAGAAGACACGCUAUUGCACUGUAUAACACCACCUUAUUUGUAUGCAGUGGGUGACCAUUUUAAUACACAACUUGAGUAGCAGAUGUUUAAUGUGAACCCACUCUUUCUUGUUUUCGUCAUAUGGUGAUAUUAAAUUCAUAAACGUGGCAACUCUUUUAUUCCGCUGUGUUUCAGUAGUGAUUUUGGUCCACAGUUAAAAUUCCAACUUUAUGGAUAGAAUGGGUCCUCCAAAAAAAUCUAAAAAAGAAAAAUUUAGUUCCGAAAAAUUCGGAAAAAAGCGUAGGGCAGAAGAUGAUGCCUAUACCCAAUUGGUAGAGGAUAAUGAUUCCAUGGAUUUUAGCGAAAGUGAUGGUGUUCCAGGAGCGGCUUCAAAAAAUGCCGAAACCAAUGAUGAUGGUAUAAUGACCGAUGAAUAUGGAGCCAAGGAUUAUCGCGCCCAAAUGGAAUUGAAAAUUGAUCACUCAAAUCGCCCUUUGUGGGUAGCUCCGAAUGGACAUAUAUUUUUGGAAUCAUUUUCACCGGUGUACAAGCAUGCACAUGAUUUUCUUAUUGCCAUAUCGGAACCUGUGUGUCGUCCAGAACAUAUUCAUGAAUACAAACUCACUGCUUACAGUUUGUAUGCGGCUGUCUCCGUUGGGUUACAAACCCAUGAUAUUGUUGAGUAUUUAAAGAGACUGAGUAAAACUACUAUACCUGAGGGAAUAGUGGAAUUCAUAAAGCUGUGUACAUUGUCAUAUGGUAAAGUUAAGUUGGUCUUGAAGCACAACCGUUACUUUAUAGAAUCUCCCCAUCCGGAUAUAUUACAAAAAUUGCUUAAAGAUCCAGUCAUCCAACAAUGCCGUCUUAAACGAGAAGAGGGGGAGGCAUUUAUACAAGGUACAUUAGAAAAACAGGCAAUUACGCAGUUCGGUACAAAAAUUCCUGAAAAUGCCGCUAAAACCGACCCAAAAACAGUGCAGAGUGCUCCCUCAACAAUAAAUGCAGACGGUACUACUGCUGUGCCGGAUGACAUUACAAAUUUCUACGACAAAAUUGACAAUGAAGAAGAAGAUGAAGACGAAGCGAAUUUAAAUACAGUUUCGUUUGAGGUGAGCCAGGAAAAAAUUGAAGUAAUUCAAAAGCGAUGCAUUGAAAUAGAACACCCCUUAUUGGCAGAGUAUGAUUUUCGUAACGAUACUCAUAAUCCAGACAUAAAUAUUGAUUUAAAGCCUGCUGCCGUUCUUAGGCCUUAUCAAGAGAAAAGUCUGCGAAAAAUGUUUGGCAACGGACGUGCGAGGUCAGGUGUCAUUGUACUUCCUUGUGGUGCAGGUAAAUCAUUGGUUGGUGUGACUGCAUGCUGCACAGUCAGAAAACGUGCUUUGGUUUUGUGUAACAGCGGUGUGUCUGUGGAGCAGUGGAAACAACAGUUUAAGAUGUGGUCAACAGCGGAUGACAGUAUGAUUUGUCGGUUUACUUCAGAAGCCAAAGAUAAACCAAUGGGUUGUGGCAUUCUGGUCACGACUUAUUCUAUGAUAACUCACACCCAGAAACGAUCAUGGGAAGCGGAACAAACAAUGCGUUGGCUACAAGAACAAGAAUGGGGCAUUAUGGUUUUGGAUGAAGUACAUACUAUACCUGCAAAAAUGUUUCGAAGAGUGUUAACAAUUGUUCAAUCUCAUUGCAAACUGGGUCUUACUGCCACACUUUUGCGUGAAGACGACAAGAUUGCUGAUCUGAAUUUUCUGAUUGGUCCUAAGUUGUAUGAAGCAAAUUGGUUGGAAUUACAAAAGAAAGGUUAUAUUGCCCGCGUACAAUGUGCAGAAGUUUGGUGUCCCAUGUCUCCCGAGUUCUACCGAGAAUAUCUAACAGCCAAAACUUCCAAAAAAAUGCUAUUGUAUGUUAUGAAUCCCUCUAAAUUUCGUAGCUGUCAGUUCCUGAUAAAAUACCACGAGCUUCGAGGAGAUAAAACAAUUGUUUUCUCGGAUAAUGUAUUUGCGCUAAAACACUACGCCAUCAAAAUGAACAAACCUUUUAUUUACGGUCCGACGUCCCAAAACGAACGUAUACAAAUUUUGCAAAACUUCAAGUUCAACCAAAAGGUCAACACAAUUUUUGUGUCCAAAGUUGCUGAUACUAGUUUUGAUUUGCCAGAAGCAAAUGUAUUGAUACAAAUUUCAUCUCACGGCGGUUCGCGUCGUCAAGAAGCACAGCGUCUGGGUCGUAUUCUGCGUGCUAAGAAAGUAGCUAUUGCGGAAGAGUAUAACGCAUUCUUCUACACCUUAGUGUCACAAGACACAAUGGAAAUGAGUUAUUCCCGCAAACGUCAGCGUUUCUUAGUUAAUCAAGGUUACAGCUAUAAAGUAAUUACACAUCUCAGUGGAAUGGAUUCUGAUCCUGACUUGUUUUAUAAAAAUCGGGAAGAACAGGCCCAGUUGCUACAGCAGGUAUUAUCAGCUUCAGAUUUAGACUGUGAAGAUGAGAAAAUCCCCGGAGAACCGGGAUACAGGCCGAAUAGUUCUUCAAGUACAAAACGGGCAGGUGGUCUCAGUUCAAUGUCAGGUGGUGAUGAUGCAGUUUACUAUGAACAUCGCAAGAAAAACUCAGGAAAUAUUCACCCAUUGUUCAAGAAGUUUCGUGGUGUUUAAAUCCGGCCGAGUACGCGUUCCAAAAACACUGUUAAUGCAUGCAAUGCUUAAUUAUUUCUAUACUUUCAUAUUUUCAAAUAAACACAUUAAAUAAUAUUAAACUUA